Pan troglodytes (chimpanzee) is the source of this 755-nucleotide messenger RNA. RefSeq names its product protein MIX23-like. The transcript has a single exon. The record is from RefSeq and is a predicted model, not a curated record. Gene Ontology annotation, cellular component: mitochondrial intermembrane space; mitochondrion. Bases 129 to 659 code for a protein of 176 amino acids. NCBI's taxonomy places the organism in Eukaryota, Metazoa, Chordata, Mammalia, Primates, Hominidae.
AAUUUUCAUAAUCAAAUUCAGCACACCAUCAGGCAUCUCGAACAGAUAAGUGGUGGUAGCUUACUUUUUCCUGAGCAAUGCACACAUUUUCCAUUUACAAACAUUAAUAUGACCGGGCACAGUGGCUCAUGCCUGUAAUCCCAGCACUGUGGGAGGCUGACGCAGGCAGAUCACUUGAGGCCAGGAGUUUGAGACCAGCCUGGUCAACAUGGCAAAACCCCAUCUGUAUGAAAAAUAUAAAAACUAGGUCCAGUAUGGCGGCACCCAGUGGCGGUGUGAACUGUGAGGACUUCGCCGAGUUCCAGGAAUUACUCAAGGUGAUGAGGCCUAUCGAUGACAGAAUAGUACAUGAAUUAAACACUAUGGUUCCAACAGCUUCCUUUGCAGGGAAAAUUGAUGCCAGCCAAACCUGUAAACAACUUUAUGAGUCUUUGAUGGCAGCUCAUGCCAGUAGAGACAGAGUCCAAAAAAAUUGUAUAGCCCAGACUUCAGCAGUAGUAAAAAACCUCCGAGAAGAGAGAGAAAAGAAUCUGGACGAUUUAACGUUAUUAAAGCAACUUAGAAAAGAGCAGACAAAGUUGAAAUGGAUGCAGUCAGAACUGAAUGUUGAAGAAGUGGUAAAUGACAGGAGCUGGAAGGUGUUUAAUGAAUGCUGCUGAAUUCAUUUCAAGCCUCCAAAGAAUGAAUAAAGAGAGAUUCUUUUUUUUUUUUUUUUUAAGGACUGGGUCAUCUCAUAAGAGCUAAGCAUGACAGAU